This is a messenger RNA of Gossypium raimondii (Peruvian cotton), 948 nucleotides long. RefSeq lists its product as uncharacterized. Gene Ontology annotation, molecular function: nucleic acid binding; RNA-DNA hybrid ribonuclease activity. The coding region runs from base 1 to 948 and encodes 315 amino acids. Lineage: Eukaryota; Viridiplantae; Streptophyta; Magnoliopsida; Malvales; Malvaceae. The record is from RefSeq and is a predicted model, not a curated record. The transcript has a single exon.
AUGGAGUCAACUGCUUUGAGUGAGAGGAUGGCCCGAUGGCAGAUCUUACUGUCUGAAUUCGAUAUUGUCUACGUGAGCCAAAAAGCUGUGAAAGGGAGUGCAAUUGCUGACUUUCUAGCUAGUAGAGCUCUGGAGGACUAUGAGCCGUUGAGUUUUGAUUUUCUAAAUGAAGAUUUGAUGUGUAUAGCGGCUAUGGAAGAAAAUUCACAAGAAUGUUACAGUUGGAGGCUAAACUUUGAUGGAGCCUCGAAUGCUGUGGGCAAUGGAAUUGGGGCAGUCCUAGUGUCCCCAAAUGGUGAUCAUUAUCCUUUCACUUGCAAAUUGGAUUUUGAUUGUACAAACAACAUGGCAGAAUACGAAGCAUGCAUCAUGGGUAAUCGUGUGGCUAUAGAGCGAAGAAUCAAAGUGUUAGAGGUCUAUGGAGAUUCGGCAUUGGUGAUAUAUCAGCUCAAGGGUGAGUGGGAAACGAGAGAUCCCAAAUUAAUCAGUUAUCGAAAGUUGGUCCUUGAAUUGAUUAAAGAGUUUGAGAACGUCACUUUUUGCUAUCUCCCACGAGAUGAAAACCAGAUGGCCGACGCACUAGCUACUUUAGCCUCCAUGAUUAAGGUGAACAGACAUGAGGAUAUGAAGCCUAUCCAAAUGAGUAUCCAUGAAGACCCGGCUCAUUGUUGUAAUAUCGAAGAAGGGAAAAUCGAUGAUAGUCCUUGGUAUCAAGAUAUACUACGAUAUGUAAAAAAUCGUGAGUAUCCUGGCCAGGCAACGAAGAAUGAAAAGAGAACUCUGAGAAGGCUAGCCAUUGAUUACGACUUAGAUGGGGGGAUCUUAUACAAGAGGGGAAAAGAUCAGGUACUGUUAAGAUGUGUGGAUGCCGUGGAAGUAAAGAAAAUCCUGGAAGAAGUCUAUGAGGGCAUCUGUGGAACGCAUGCCAGUGGGUUCACAAUGGCUUGA